AGUGUAAACAUUGCAGAAGAGUGGUAUAUUAAUAUAGAAAAUUGUAUUAUGAAGGUAUGAGAUGCAGAUGAUAGGACAGUGUGUGGGGUACCAUGGCUGGCCAGGGAAGCUCACAUUGUGUCCUCCCUCUCAGUGUUUUAUAAUGGUUGGGUGUGUGAAUGACAUCAAGUGUUUAGCAGUAACAUCCACAGAUGUGAAGAUGUUCAUUAUGAACCUGAGUUUCCUUCUCUUAUUAUUUUUAUGAGCAAGAUCAUGACACAAAAAUAUGCUUCGUUUACUCUCACCAAGAGUGUUUGAUAAUCACUGAGAGAGCUCGCCCUACUACUACACCACAAUGAGAUUAAACAAAGAUAUUUGAAAAACUCCUCUGGCUGGCCUAUUUUGAUGCAUUAUCUAUAUACAAAUACAUUUACAAAAAAAAAAAAGUAGAACAGUAGGAGUUGUCUGGAGUUUGUGAGGUAAUAAUAGUGAAAAUGGGAAAUAAUGAAAAUUAAUUUGAAAUCCACCUCAGCAUCAUAAUUCAUUUGUGCUGUACAUGAGAGAUUUUAUUUUAUAAAACGAAAGACGUACUUCUGGUGUAACAGUGGUAGUACAGUACUGUGUUAAGGAUUUGUGAAACUUUUUGUUUUGCAGGUAAACUCCAGUAUUGCUUGAGAAAUAUUUCUUAUUACAAGUUUUCGUUUAGUUUUUUUUUUUUAUGAAAAACUCAGUGCUGUAUAUACUCUAUUUAUAUACAGUAAGUUCAUACAGUAUACUGUUUAUUGAAUAGUUUUGAAUUUUUAACUUUGUAAGAGUGAUGAGAAUACAAUAUAUUCUAAUAUUGUAUAUAUUAGAUGUAAAAAGUGAGUCAUAAUAGUUUUAUUGUUUGAAAAUACACUGAUACUUUAUGAUUAUUCACUAAUUCAUCAUAUGGAAAUAAAUGUUAUGGCUUCAAAAAAUUGUAUACAGGAUUUUAAUAUAAACAUUGGAAAUAUUUAUAACUGUGUCAGUGAUUUUAUGAAAGCUGAGGGAUGGUAGCACAGUACUGACGAUAGGGUGAGGGAUGUCUCAUAGUGCUCUCACAAAGAACCAUGGAAUCUCUAGGUGUGCCAAAUAUUGAUGGCAGUGGCCACUAUAUCCAGACAAUUGAAUGGGAUAUGAUGAACAAAUACAAGUUUUUCCCACUGUCGAUGCUCAGCUCUUUUUCUGUAAGAUGUAUGCUCUAUCCAUUUACUGUUAUCAAGACACGUAUCCAAAUCCAAAGGCACUCUGAAGUCUACAAAGGCACAUUCGAUGCAUUCCAGAAGAUAUUCAAAUGUGAAGGUGUGGGUGGUCUUUAUAAAGGUUUCUGGGUAAGUGCCUUUCAGCUAGUCUCUGGGAUUGCUUACAUCACCACCUAUGAGAAUGUCCGUCAUUUCCUUCAGCAGCGUGGGGUACAAGACUCCAGGAUCAGAGCAUUAAUUGGGGGUGGGUGUGCCUCUCUGGUGGGUCAGACCAUCAUUGUUCCUUUCGAUGUUAUCUCGCAACAUGUGAUGGUGCUAGGACAAUUGGAGGGUCGUGGGAAGUCAAAGGUUGUUGUUAACCCUCUCAACAUAGACUUCCAAGGCCGACAAAAAUCACAGAUAACACUAGAUAUAGUAAAGGCAUUAUAUAGAAAGGAUGGUUUUCGAGGAUUUUAUCGCGGUUACAUUUCAUCUAUAUGUGCUUAUGUACCAAACUCUGCGCUCUGGUGGUCUUUCUACCACUUUUACCAAGACAAAUUAGCUCAUAUUUCUCCUGAAGGGACAUCAACACUGUUACUUCAGUGUGUUGCAGCACCUCUUGGGGGAGUUACAACUGUUCUUUUAACCAAUCCUCUGGACACUGUGAGGGCCAGAUUACAGGUGCAGAGAACUGGAAGCUUUGGACAUACUUUUCGAAUUCUCUGGUCAGAAGAACAUAUGGGAGUCUUCACUAAGGGUCUAUCUCCUCGGCUGUUCCAGUCAGUGAUAUUCUCAUUCACAAUCAUCCUUGGUUAUGAGUCUGUCAAGAGGUUCUCUGUUAAUGAAGAGUAUAAGAAAGAAGUCAAAUGGUGAUGUUAGCUAAUGCAUUUUCAAUUUCAAUAAUUACCACAUUGAGAAGAUACUAAACUAAGAUUUCUUAAAUGCAUAAGUUAAACAAUCUGAAAAUUAGUUUUGGCUUCCUCCAUCAUUGUUACUUAAGGAGAUGCAUAAAUUUUGGUACAAAUAGGCAUUUUAGUGUAUAUCACAUAAUAGGUUUAUCUUCAGCUGGACCUUACAGACUAGUGUUUUGAAGCUAAGUAAAUAAUUAUUUUGUAUGACAUUCUUAAGCAUAUUUUAAAAUUGGUUUUGGUGAAACAAGUGAGUGUAUGCCUGUCAAUUUGAAUCUAAUUAUAUUUUUCUUGAAUUUGAUGAGCAAUAUUAUCAUGCAAAUCUCCAAUAAAAAUAAUGAUUAUUAGGAAAUAUAAAUAAUACUGUAUUUUAGUUUACUUGCAUAAUUGAGUUUUCUAUAUAUUUAUAUAAAGAACUUAGCUAUAAAAAAUUGCAAAUUAUUGUCUAAUGAAAUGUUGAAUAUUUUUUAAUAAAAAAGGACCAAAUAUGUUCCUUCAUAGGCUUUGUAUAAAACCUAUUUGUGAUUGAUAUUUUGUAAAAAUGUUUCAUAAAUUUUACAACUAUUGAUUAUACCUUAGUAUAGGUUGAAUCUUUAAGCUGGAGCACACACAUUAUGGUGUUGAAAAAUAUAUAUUUAGAAAUCUCUGGAAAUAAAUUGUAAAAAAAUAU
Cherax quadricarinatus is the source of this 2759-nucleotide messenger RNA. Its product is annotated as solute carrier family 25 member 44. Gene Ontology annotation, molecular function: branched-chain amino acid transmembrane transporter activity. Lineage: Eukaryota; Metazoa; Arthropoda; Malacostraca; Decapoda; Parastacidae. The record is from RefSeq and is a predicted model, not a curated record. Gene Ontology annotation, cellular component: mitochondrion. Gene Ontology annotation, biological process: branched-chain amino acid transport; transmembrane transport; branched-chain amino acid catabolic process.